Etheostoma spectabile (orangethroat darter) is the source of this 1552-nucleotide messenger RNA. It is a transcript of the gene nudt12, whose product is annotated as nudix (nucleoside diphosphate linked moiety X)-type motif 12. The record is from RefSeq and is a predicted model, not a curated record. Gene Ontology annotation, molecular function: NADH pyrophosphatase activity; protein binding; metal ion binding. Lineage: Eukaryota; Metazoa; Chordata; Actinopteri; Perciformes; Percidae. Gene Ontology annotation, cellular component: cytosol; peroxisome. The transcript is spliced from 9 exons. The coding region runs from base 155 to 1528 and encodes 457 amino acids. Gene Ontology annotation, biological process: NADP+ catabolic process; NAD+ catabolic process.
AGUUGCAGAGGUCGUUACUGUUGCUCUUGAACGCAGCUCGUGACAUUUGAUUAAAUAACUGAUUUUCAGACAGAGGAGAAACUGCACGGAGCUGAAGACAAGGGCAUAGACGGAGCCAGAGAGCGAGAACAGACUUCAAAAACUAGCAGCCAGAAUGACGAGUCUCCAGCUGACUGCGAAGGAGGACAUGUUGGAGAGGUUUCUGGAUGCUUCAGCCAGAGGAGACCUGGCCCAGGUGUCCACGCUGCUGUCCCACGUCCCCUCGCUCAUCAACCAGACGGGAUACAGUGGCUGGACGGGGCUGAUGCUCGCCGCUCGCAACGGACACCACAAUGUGGUGGAGGCGCUGCUGUCGCAUGGCUGCGACAAGUUCUCAGUGAACAGCUUAUUCCAGACUGCGUACGAUAUCGCCAAGUUCUGGGGCCACAGACACAUCUCCAACCUGCUGGGCCGGACGGACGACGGCAGCCGGAGAGUCCUGCCGGGCUCCGACACCCACCUGCAGGAGAACUACUUCAGCAGAGAGACGCUGGACCGGCUCAGUGCCAAGAGGACGGACGCGGUCUGGUUGGAGAAUAAGCAGAGUGACCCAGACACAGUCUUCCUCCUGUUCUCCAACCUCAGCCCCAUGGUCUGCAGCUCCCAGGAGGACGACAACGCAGGGGGUGAGACCAAGCUGUGUCGGUUCAGAUAUGAGGCGGUCAAAGACCUUCUCCAGAAACCUGCGACUGUGCUCAUCUUCAUCGGAGUGGAGAAGAGGAAAACACUCUCCUCCUCCUCCUCUCAGACAGUGGAUGGUGUCCCAGAGCCUCCUGCUUGGUUUGCCAUCAACACAGAUGAAGUCGCUGCCGAACUUCUUAAACGCUGCAGAGAAAGGAACUGCUCCUUCCCAAAGACACCCAACAGAGACCUGCUGAAGCUCAGCGAGGAAGAGGCCGGAGUUGUGGCUCAGGCUCGGUCGGUGUUGGCCUGGCACAGCCGCUACAGCUUCUGCCCGACGUGUGGCAGCGGCACCAAGCUGGAGGAGGGAGGAUACAAGAGGAGCUGCCUUAACCUUGACUGCAGGAGUCUGAAGGGGGUUCACAACACGUGCUAUCCACGAGUCGACCCCGUGGUCAUCAUGCUGGUGAUCCACCCUGAUGGGAACCAGUGUUUACUGGGAAGGAAGAAGAUCUUUCCGGUUGGCAUGUUCUCCUGUCUGGCUGGAUUCGUAGAGCCUGGGGAGGCGAUGGAGGAGGCGGUGAGGAGGGAGGUGGAGGAAGAGAGUGGCGUGAAGGUGGGACCGGUUCAGUACGUCUCCUGCCAGCCCUGGCCGAUGCCCUCUAACCUCAUGAUUGGCUGCCUCGCUGUCGCUAUAUCAACUGACAUCAAAGUAGACGAGAAUGAGAUUGAGGAAGCUCGGUGGUUCCCACGACAACAGGUGAUCGACUCAUUCAGAGGAGCCAAUCCGGCCUUGACCAUCCCUCCCAGACAGACCAUCGCCCACCAGCUGAUCAGACACUGGAUCGGCAUAAACUCUAACCUCUAACCUUUAGCCCUCUAGAUGGGUCUA